This is a messenger RNA of Colletotrichum siamense, 801 nucleotides long. It is a transcript of the gene saf1, whose product is annotated as Protein saf1. NCBI's taxonomy places the organism in Eukaryota, Fungi, Ascomycota, Sordariomycetes, Glomerellales, Glomerellaceae. Gene Ontology annotation, biological process: RNA processing. Bases 1 to 801 code for a protein of 266 amino acids. The transcript is spliced from 2 exons. The record is from RefSeq and is a predicted model, not a curated record.
AUGCCCAAGGAGCGCAACUACAACCCGGUGCAAGCCCAGCGCAAAGCUGACAAGGCCAAGGCAAUCAAGAAGGGAAAGGCUUCAAUACAAUCACAACGAAACGAAAAGCUCGCGCGCCGCAAUCCCGAACGAAUCCAAAAGCAGAUUGAUGACUUGAAAGCAAUUACAACAGGAGGCGGCAAACUCUCACGACAUGAAGAGCAGGUUUUGGAUGGACUCGAGAAGGAGCUACGCGCCGUGAAGAAGGCGCGUGAGGCACUCGGCGACAAGGCUCCGUCAUUCGGCCGAGGCUACCACCGCGAUGGCGAUUCCUCAGGAGGCGUGCUAGGAAAGCGCAGACGAAAUGACGAUGAGUUGACGAGCGAUGAGGACGUACCCGAUGAAGUGAAGCGCAUCCCGAUGCCUCGCGACACGCCACCGCCGAUACCGAAGGAAGUGCUGGACAAGUGGUACGCGAAGAGACGCGCUCGCAGGCAAGCCGAGCAGGCCGAGAGAAACGAGAACGAAAAAUCAGACGAGAAGGAAAAGAAGACGUCAACCCCAGCACCGGAAGCCAAGACCGUGUACGAGGCCAAACCUAUGGUGCGCAACUUGCAAAAGGAGGCAGUGGCAGCAUUUGUACCAACUGCGGUUAGGAUGAAACUGGACAAGGGCAAGGGACAAGGUGGCUUGAUAGAGCCCGAGGAGGCAGACAGACUGGAGCGAGAGGGCUACUUGAAAACGACUACCGCUACAGAGGAGACAGAGCCGUCUGGACCCAGGAAGGUCAUGAUGGAGGAGGUCGACGACGAUGAUGCCUGA